This is a messenger RNA of Aspergillus wentii DTO 134E9, 2905 nucleotides long. Its product is annotated as SNARE-binding exocyst subunit SEC6. Gene Ontology annotation, molecular function: SNARE binding. The transcript has a single exon. Gene Ontology annotation, cellular component: exocyst. The coding region runs from base 381 to 2660 and encodes 759 amino acids. The record is from RefSeq and is a predicted model, not a curated record. NCBI's taxonomy places the organism in Eukaryota, Fungi, Ascomycota, Eurotiomycetes, Eurotiales, Aspergillaceae. Gene Ontology annotation, biological process: exocytosis; exocyst localization.
GAUGAAAUCACUGGUGAUUGAGCCAUUGACUGACUCGGGCUCUUGCUGUGUGGCUUGAGAAUUUGAUUUUCAUGAUAUAUUUGACAUAUUGGACGGAGUAAUUCUUUGAUUGAAACGCUGCGCGUUUGGAACCGGGGGUAGUUAUACCUGUCAUACUGGCCUGACCGGAUCGGUGCUGCCGUUGUCAUCCGGUCUACUUUCUAUACGACUUUGCUUUCUUUCGCUAUAGCUACGCCUUUGGAUUCCUGGGACGGAGAAUAUCUCUUCGUCUACAACUUUUAUACCAUUUCGGGUGCCUCCGACGAUCCGAAACCCCCCACUAGUCUUACCUAUCCAAGACAGACACCCCCGCCUAUUCGUUGAUACAACCAUCGGCCAAAAUGGCGCAAGAGGAAAACCCCGAUGGAACGGUGGCGAUGCCAAAGCUCGAGGAUAUCCUACGACACCCCGAGGACCUCGACAAGAUCACCGCACUGAAAGCGGAAUACUUGCGGAAGAAGACAGCAGUCGAUUCGCAGCUUCGGGAGGGGCUCCGGGAUCAAUUGGAAUCAGUGCAACUUAGUAUCAGUGCGCUGACUGAGGGCCAACGGCAAGUUUCCAAGACAAAGGACGAGCUCCAGGGGAUCGAUAAGCUAUGCGCGGAGUCGCAGACGAGCGUCGAUGACUUUUCGCAAAUCGACAAGCUAGCCAAGGUCCAGAGGAAUUUCGAGGCGGUUAUGAUGAUGAAAAAGGGCCUGGAGAAUUUCAACGCGGACCUAGCUGAGGUGGAGAAUCUCUUGAGGGACGAUGAUGAGGACUUGGAGAACCAGCCGAACCUUCUUCGGAUUCACAUGCAGAUCUCCCGGUUGCGAGACUUUCGCGAUGAGGCGAUGGAUCAGAUAUGCAAGGCGGAUGAUACUAGUAACGAAGACACCCUGCUGGACUACUUCCAGGGACUCGAUAAUGUUAUCGAGUGGUUCGAUGACCAUCUGGGUACCGCCUGUAUAAACAUCAUCCCGCUCGUGCAGUCGGAUAACCGGAGCAUGGUAGUCCGGUUGGCUGUGGUUGUGAUGAACGAGGAAAAGAAUGAUGAAAAAGUGCGGGCUUUGCAGGAGGCCCAGAAGGAUCACAAGGACCUGGCAAACCGAUUCAAAUCCAUGAACAUUGGCCCCAAAACGGUCAGGGGUUAUAAGGAAAAGUUCAUGCAGGCGAUUGAAUUCUACGCACAGCAACAAUUUGAUAACACCAAGGAGGAAUUCCUUGGUGAUCCCGACAUUCUGGAUAAGAGUCUCAGGUGGUUCUUCAACGAUCUUUUCACCGUCCAGCAAGGCAUGCAGUCACUUGUGCCCAAGAAAUGGAAGAUCUACAAGGUGUACACCGAGACCUAUCAUCGGAUGAUGCAUGAUUUCCUCGUUGGUUUGAUCAACGACCCAGAAUUGCCAGCCGACAAUCUGUUAUCGAUCAUCCACUGGAGCGGCAAGUAUUACAAGAAGAUGGCCAAGUUGGGAUGGAAACAGUCCGAACUCCAGCCCAAUAUUCUCGACGACCGCGAGCCCGAGCUUAUUCAACAAUGGCAGAACAUUAUUGUCCAGGCCGUUGAAGAAUGGAUGGACCGGAUAUUCGAAACGGAGAGGAAGGGAUUUGUCGAGCGAAUCCCGGACUCGCUGGAUACCAAUGCAGAGGGAUAUUUCCGGACCCGUACCCUCCCAGACAUGUGGCGUAUGCUUCAUGAGCAGAUUGCGGCCUCAAGUUCCUCUUCUCGAACCGAUGUCGUCGAGGGUAUUAUCGACGCUAUGUUCCGAGUACUCAAGAGCCGGCAGAUCACUUGGCAAACGCUCAUUGAUGAGGAGGUUGCCAAAUCUAAGGCACCUGGAGGCGACCAGACCGAGAGUCUGCAGUUGAUGCAAGAUUGGCUUAUUGCCGUGGCGAACGACCAGAUCGCCUGCAUUGAUGACAACGACGAAACAGGGCAGAUGGGAUACCUGACUAGAUUCAAGAACGAAUUCGAACAGCUGGUAGACCCCUCAUACAUGGCUUCGCGGGCCAUACCCGAACUGGAUGCUAUUCGGGACAGUUACGUGGAUCUGAGUACCCACUGUCUGACCCAAUUCGUCGAGGUGAUCUUCUCCGUCGACCUCAAAACCACUAUUCCGGACUUCUUCACCCAAAAGUGGUAUGGCGACUUUGCAAUGAAACGGAUCACCUCCACUUUCGAAGACUACAUGUCCGACUAUAGUCCUGUCCUCCACCCAUCCCUGACCGAUAUCCUGGUCGAGGAACUUUCCGAUGAGCUAUUAGUCCGGUACCUGUCCUCCGUACGCAACAAGAGCGUCAAAUUCCGCCGCAACGUGGAUCCAUACACCGACAAAUUCAAGGACGAUGUCCUGACCGUCUUUGCCUUCUUCCAAAAAUACCCCGACUCGUUUGCCUCGACAAUCAAGCAAAAGUGGCGGCUGGUCGAUUGGCUGGUCCGCUUGCUCGAUGCGGAGAAGGGUCCCUCUCUAGUCGCCGUUUAUGAAAGCUUUAAAACGGAGUACUGGGAUCUGCAGCUUAUAUGGGUUGAAGCUGCCUUGCGGACCAGAGAUGAUUUCGAGAGGAGCAUGGUUAGUGCUACCAAAGCAAAGGCUGCGGAAUUGUCGGUAGAAGUGGGUAUGGAGACACUCAUGAGCCGAGUGCGAUGAGAGAGUUGUCGUGUUUUUUUUUUCUCUUCCUGUUUCUUAAACAUUUUUUUAGCAUGUCGGACAUGGUGACUGGGUACUGGGUUUAGUCAUGUCACGAAGCAAAUCAGCGAGGCGUUUGGGAUUUCCUCAUGAUCGCAGAGUAGGGAAUUGUGUAUAUAGAUGUCGCGAUAUCUAGAUUCAAAUCAUUUUGCUGUGCCAUUUGCCUUACGUAUUAUGGUAUCGAGAGUUCGAUGUCUCCCUUCGAC